Aspergillus affinis is the source of this 846-nucleotide messenger RNA. RefSeq names its product DUF218 domain protein. The coding region runs from base 1 to 846 and encodes 281 amino acids. The record is from RefSeq and is a predicted model, not a curated record. The transcript has 4 exons. Gene Ontology annotation, cellular component: cytoplasm. Lineage: Eukaryota; Fungi; Ascomycota; Eurotiomycetes; Eurotiales; Aspergillaceae.
AUGCCCCCCUCCACCUUCGACGUGCAGAAAUGCACCCACCUGAUCAUCGUCUGCUGUCAUGCAAUCUACCUCGGGGGAUCAACAAAGGGCAUCUCAGAGGAUGAAUGGCUAAUUGAGCCCUUCCAAAAGGGCGAAACGCCCACUUUCACGUCCCACGUCAAAGCAGGUCUUCGAGCUGCGGCGGAGGAUCCGGAAAGUCUGCUUGUAUUUUCGGGAGGCGCAACAAAAAGAGCCUUGACGGAUCUCGCCGAGGGUGAUUCAUAUCGUAACCUCGCCAAAGAUAACGCCUACUUCACAUAUUCCGACAGGAUCAACGCCUUACAAAUAACAACCGAAACACACGCCACAGAUUCAUACCAGAAUGUGCUUUUCUCACUGCUGAAGUUUCGAGUACAUACCGGCAACUAUCCGACGCGGGUUACUGUCGUGACGCACGAAUUCAAGCGGAAGAGGUUCAUAGAGUACCAUUUUCCUGCUAUCGGACUUGCUCCGGUCGCCUCGGCUUCUUCCACUUCCACUUCCACUGGUGCAGAUGGGCGUGAGUCUAGAUGCCAAUGCAAAGGGAAUGUAGUUGGGAUUAAUCCGCCGGAGGAAGUGACGUCGGAGGCGUCGUUGAUUGCAGGAGAAGAGAAGAGGGGGAUUGGGCUUUGGAAGGAAGAUCGGUAUGGAGUUCAGGUGGAGCUGGCAGGGAAGAGAGCGAAGAGGGGGUGGAAUCCGGGGAUGGAGAUGGGUGUUUUUGGAGACUUGGGGCUGGAGCCGGUGGUGGAGGAGUUGGUAUGUUGGGAUGGGGGAGAGGGUGGGAAUGAGUGGUUUUCGAAGAUGGACCAUUUACCGUGGUAUAAAUAG